Messenger RNA from Branchiostoma belcheri (Belcher's lancelet), 4029 nucleotides. RefSeq names its product peroxisome proliferator-activated receptor gamma-like. Gene Ontology annotation, biological process: cell differentiation; regulation of lipid metabolic process; positive regulation of transcription by RNA polymerase II. NCBI's taxonomy places the organism in Eukaryota, Metazoa, Chordata, Leptocardii, Amphioxiformes, Branchiostomatidae. Gene Ontology annotation, molecular function: nuclear receptor activity; RNA polymerase II cis-regulatory region sequence-specific DNA binding; zinc ion binding. The record is from RefSeq and is a predicted model, not a curated record. The transcript has 8 exons. Bases 251 to 1519 code for a protein of 422 amino acids.
UGUCGUCAGGGAAAGGUGUUCCGUCUGGAGGCUAUGCUAGAGGGAGUGUUAGAACUCAUUAUAUAAGCUUCCAUAUAGUAGUCGCAACAGCUGUACCCUAGUAGGAACGUCUGUUGCAUUACCUCCUGUUUUCAAACGGUUUGACCUGAGCCAUAAAUUCACAGCACCGUGGCGCUACACCUGUCGUGUGCUGUGUGACAACAACAUACUGCUUGUCUAGCCUUGGCUGUAGUGUAAAUUGGAGAUUUGAAUGACUUCUAUGGCGGACACGACUAUGGCGGAGACACCGACCCGUCUGUUCCAGGAAACUACAACAAACAACGCACAGCCUGAGGUGGACAGGGCGCAAGUCACCGUCAAAACAGAGAAAAAUUUUGCAUCUGUAGAUACUGGUGAAACAGUGCUGAUCAUCCCAUGUAAGAUCUGUAAUGACAAGGCGUCAGGCUUCCACUAUGGUGUCCACUCAUGUGAGGGGUGUAAGGGCUUCUUCCGCCGCACGAUACGUAAGAACCUGACGUACAAGCCGUGUGACGGCUCGUGUACCGUCCACAGACGCAGCCGGAAUAAGUGCCAGUACUGCCGCUUCCAGAAGUGCCUUAACGCUGGGAUGUCACACGACUCUGUCCGUUUUGGGAGAAUGCCGAAGGUUGAGCGGGAGAAGAUAAUCCAGGAACUGCAGAGUAAGAAGGACAGCGUGUUUGACGAGGCGGAACACGAGAUCCAGCUGAAGGUGAUGAUUGACAGCAUUGUCAGGGUGUACGAGGAGACCUGCAUCACCCACGCCAAGAUGGAGGUCAUACGCAAGAAGAUCAAAGAGAACACCAUGGAUCACAAGUUGUACGACAAGCCCUUCCCCCCAGGAGAGGGCAUACUGGACGCCCUGUUCCCCAAGUCUGGAGUGGUUCUGUCUGACGUACAACGCAUCUUAGACGCUCUACAGAAGGAGACAGUCCGGGGCAUCGAGGCAAUGGCCAAGUUCGCUAAAGGGAUACCUGGCUUCUUAGAGUUGGACUUAAAUGACCAGGUUACACUGCUAAAAUAUAGUAGCUACGAAGUGUGUCUGGUCAUAGCGUCCCGGUUGCUUUACGAUUUGAAAUUCUAUAUCGGGUACUCCGGCGUGGUCGUUACGUUGGAAGCGAUGCGGUCGCUGAGCUUGUGGCCGAUCAUGGAGCCCAAGUACCAGUUCUGGAAGGCCAUCAACGUGUUGUCAUUGACGGAGACGGAAAUGGCCCUGUUCUGUAGCAUCAUCAUCAUGUCAUCAGAUCGGACCAAUCUGGUGAACCGGCAGCAGAUCGAGGAGAUUCAGGAGAGAAUGACGGAGGGUCUGGAGUUCCAGCUGAAGCGGAACCACCCGUCCAGCCCCCGCCACCUGGCGCGACUUCUCGUCAAACUGGCGGACCUCCGUCAGCUCGCCACCGAGCACAUAGACAUGCUGAAACGGUUUGACGUGGGGAAGAACCCCAGCCGGCCCAUACCGCCACUUCUACGCGAGGUGUUCGGGAUCCACGAAGUGCAUUAGGACUGUACAGAAGUACAGAAGACGGACUACAUGUGAUUUUGAAAUUGUUUAUGAAAAGAUAUUGGAAUUUUCUUUUACACAACCAGUACCUUCUGAAAAUAAUAUCAUCAGGUUAGUAGAACAUAGGAUAGUGGCGUUUUCUCUCACACAACUAGUCAUUUCUCUCACCAUGCUUACUAUUCAAUGCCGAACAAACAUGUUCCUCAGAGCUUCUGACAGGAGUUCUGCUUCUUGAUGCUAUGUGUAGCCGAUGUAGGUGGCACUUUUGCAGCGGGUCAUUUGCUCUGAGCUCUUAGGAAAAUGUCCAAUAGACAAAGAAACAUAAGCAAGGUGAGAGACAUUACUAGUUGUGUAAAAGGAAACUACAAUAUCCUACGUUCUACCAACCCGAUGAAAUUAUUUUUGGAAGGUACAUGAAAUGGUAUAAAUUUGCACAUUGUUGCUGUAAAGGUUGACAAUCUCCUUAAAAGUUGUGGGGUCGGAAGAGACUUUCGAACAAACGCUUUUUCUCUAAGAAAGAUACUAUGUGGGAAUGCAGAACAAUACACCAUAAGUACUCUACAAUUUUCAAACAAAGCUAAGUACCUCUUUAGACAUUUUGCAAAUUAUAAUGUUGUUGAUACAUAUGUCUGGUAAACAAGGUAUACAAUACUGGAAUGAGUUGUAUUAUCUAAGUUUUAAAAACAUGCAGAAUUUUUGUGAAAAUAUGUUGAAUGGAAUGUUAAAAAAUGCCCUAAUUUGACAGGAAAAAGUCUGUCAAGCCCACCAGGGCUUGUUCUGGGUACAAGAACAACAGAAAUGCUGAGAUCUUGGUUCAUAUCAACAUAUCUUAAUUGCCAGUAUCUUAUAUUUUAGGUAUUUUUGUUUUAGAGUAACUAUGUAGUUGAUUUUGCCUUCAAAUCGCAAAGGGAUUUCUAUCUUGAAAUGCGAUUUUCUCCUGUAUUUGCAAUAUGUGCUGCGAGCCGUCCUGUGCUUUAGACAUUCUCCUUGCUUUUGUGUUUGCUUAUUUGUGCUUCUGGUUCUACAGGAGUGAAGAGUACCCAGUGUUUUCAGGUGGGAAGAAACCAAUUUUAAGCUACAUACUGGUAUUCAACCGUAUAUGUAUGCAGGGCUCAAAAUGCCACAUGCAUUUGCAGGUUGGUGCAGGUAAAAUUGGAGCUGUGCAGGUAUUUCUGAUGUCUACCUGCACCAGUAUGGAUGUACUGGGUUCAUGCAUAUAAUAUUAUGCGUAAUAAUAUGUGAACUUUAUGUGAAAUUAGUAUUGACUGGUACCAACCACAUUUUGACUGAAGUAUGAAAGAAAUAAUGGCAAUGAUUUCUGAACAGUUUUUUUAAUGGGAUCCAUACUUCCUAAAUUCUGAGUGGUGCAGGUAAAAUUUGCAUGCGGAGAAAAAACGUAUUUCAAGACCUGAUUUGGUAUGUUUUUGGCAACAAUACCCCUCAGACAAGACUUUGUAAACCAGUGCUUGACAAUCCAGCCCUGAAGAUUGUCAGAAUUCUUGAGCUUUGCUUGAUCUGUGCUGCACUUUUUCCUGUAACAGUUAUUAUUAUUAGGUACAUAAUGUUUAACGUUUAUAUUUAAUAUGUGUAGUUGUGCCAGUGGUGCUGGGUUUGUUAACUGACCAAUCAGAAUCAAGCACACAAUGACGGAUUUUGCCAAAAUAUGAUACAGUGUCAGUGAUUGGUCAAUUCCCUUUAUAAAUGUGUUUCCAUCAAUUUAAGGAGCCUAUACCUUUGAUACAAGGUAAAAGUAUCUACAUAGUAUAUACAUGUAUAUGUACAUGUACAGCUACAUUAUUUUGCUUCAAUGUUAAUGAUGAGAUUUUCAAGAACUCAAGAAUUGUAAAAGUUUACUUACAUUGUAAACAACAAUAUGAAUGAAAUUAAUGAUAGAAUAUUUUAUCUAAAGAAAAAAUCAAGGAUGAAAUGUAUUUUCAAUGUGUGAAAUUGUAACAAAUCCAUAAACUUGAUAAAGCCUUCCCUAUGCAAAAUGAAUAUUUUGUGAGAAUGUUUAGUUGCUCUAUAAUGAGAGAGAACCCCCAAAUAUAGAGCUAGCAAGUUUGUCAUGUUUUGUAAAUAAUCAUAUCUUUGCUACCAUUUUCUUGAAAAGAAACGUUUAAAUCGACACAUGCCAAAUCUUGAAUAGGAUUUUAAAACAUAGUAUUUUCCAUUUAGUCUCAAUCUUCCAAAAAAUAAGAUAAAUCAAAUGUACCUUCCAAUCAAGUCAACUCACUAUAGAAAAUGUAAUUUCUAUCCAGACUUUGAGAUACACAAAAUGAAAUUCAUACAAUAUGGCUUUGUGACAUGUGCAUAAGAGAUUUAUAAUGUUUUCCAUUGAAGUAUGCCAAAUUCCAGGCAGUACAGCGCAUUUCUAGAACAGAUAGUUUUGAAGGAGAUCGUUAUAAAACAUUUCAUUUGAUAGUUAAAAUUGACAAACCUUAAAUUCACCUUUUUAAUACUUCCCAUAAUCCUUCGCUACAAACCUUUUAACACCCUGUGGCAAAGGAUUG